AUGUCCCAGACCACCACCACAGAAGAGGGCGGGACCUUUGAGCACCUGUGGAGCUCUCUUGAGCCCGACAGUACGUACUUCGAGCUGCCUGCGGAGGGACAGUCCCAGAGCGGAGACUCUUCUGGGCCUCAGCGCUCCUCUGACGUCUCCAUGGAGGUCUACCACAUGAGGGACAUCAACCACAACGUCAUGGUUCAGUACAGGUUUGGUCAAUCAGUGUAG
Molecule: messenger RNA, 222 nt
Organism: Knipowitschia caucasica
Lineage: Eukaryota; Metazoa; Chordata; Actinopteri; Gobiiformes; Gobiidae
Source: the annotation of a GenBank genome assembly